AAAGGCAAGCCAGGCUUCGUAAACCUCAAGCGCGUCAUAUGGCACGAGGCAUUCUUAAAACUGUUGGAACUGGUCGCGCAACACUCAAAGUCUGGUUAUUCACAUACUUGCUAUGACAAGAUCGCACGCUGGUUGUUUCCCAUUAUUCUGAUACUUUCUGCUGAUUAUGAAGAACAAUGUAUGAUGUCUCUCAUUUGUGGCCACCAUAGCAAAUGUCCCUGUCCAGUAUGUCUUGUACCGCUCGAAGAACUUAGCGAGCUAUCAAAGACGUUUGCAUUUAGAACAGUGGAAGAAGCAAUAGCCGCACUCAAUGUUUACAAGGUCAGCAAAGCUCGAGGCGAGGAACUACUCAAGGCAUUAGGAUUGCGUGCUGUCGCGAAUGUUUUCUGGCUCAUUGCGCACUCUGACCCUCAUCAAGCCAUCAGUUUUGACUGCCUUCAUGCCCUCCAUCUUGGUAUGUGGAGGCACCUACUCGAGGAGUUGAAGAAAAUCCUCAAAGCGCUUGGACGUGAUGAAGAGUCAAAGGUCGAGAAACAGGUUGCUAGUUUCCCUCGAUGGCGCAAUCUUAAUCAUUUCAGCACCAUCAUCCACAUUACCUUCAGUGAUGGUAACAAGAUGCAAGAUCUAUCCAAGCAAGCCUUCUAUUCUGCGGUAAACGUCUUGAACCAGAGGACCAGCCCAGAAGGGUAUAAACUUCUUCGCGUUAUUAGUAGCUAUCUGCAAUUGGAUAGCUAUAUUGGUCUCGACGUGCAUACGUCAAGCACACUGGCAGCAAUUGAUGCUGAACUACUCGUUUUUGAUAGCGCACUCAAGGAAUACAUCGAAUGUGCUCUCAAUUCUCCCAUCGUAGGUCUCAAGCUUGACUGGGACUUUCCAAAGGCGCAUCUCUGGAAGCACGCAACUAGGGACAUCCAAAUGAAGGGUGCAGUACGCAACUACAGCACCCGUCCGAAUGAGAAGCUUCAUGGCCCCCUCAAAGAGGCCUACGAGCGCCAGUCAAAUGGAAAGGACGUCGCUGACCAGAUACUGCGUGUUGACACGCGCAAAUUCGCAGCCAAAAUGUUGAGAGCGCACGUGGACGUGCUUGAUGAGCGGCGCACAUUGGCAGGAGAGGGCAAUGAUGACGAUGAAGACCCGAAUCCUGUUGCUUUCGAGGGGCACAUCAAACUUGGUUCGACGCAACAGCCCGUAGCCAUCCAAGACAUCGAGACCCACGGCGGCCAAUUGGAUCGUGCAUUUCAAGGCUUUCGUAAGAAGUUUUCCGAUUUUAUCAACAACUCAUUACCGACGUACGGAUAUCGACUGGAAAGAUGGGUCACCAUACCGACAAACUUCUUGAUUCGUGAACAUCGCUUUCUCAAAGUUCACUACGAGUCUACCGUCGACUGGAAGCAAACUACCGACUACCUUCGAUGCACUCCAGGCUUCCAUGGGCAACCGCGCUAUGACUGCGCACUUAUACAACUCGCCCAGGAAGUAUCAGUGUUUGUUCGCCUUGUUUUCAUAUUCAGUUGUCAGCUUCUGGAUGUUGGUUCCUUCAAGUUUGCACUGGUUCAGCCAUUCACUGCUGGCAUUGGUGCUUCUCGCAGGUCGGACCGUGAUCUACGACUUACUCGUGUCAAAGCUGUCCCAAGGGCAAGUUCGAUCUUCGUUCCAGUCCAGUCUUUCAUUCGUGGCGCUGUUUGUUUCCCUGAUCCUGAUCACCGAGAUGAAUUCCUCGUGGUCGACCACAUCGAUAGUGACAUGUUUGUGCGCAUGAAGUCACGUCCAGCACGCCAGUGA
This is a messenger RNA of Suillus plorans, 1782 nucleotides long. RefSeq lists its product as uncharacterized. The transcript has 8 exons. The annotation marks the transcript as partial. The record is from RefSeq and is a predicted model, not a curated record. Lineage: Eukaryota; Fungi; Basidiomycota; Agaricomycetes; Boletales; Suillaceae.